Molecule: messenger RNA, 396 nt
Organism: Cotesia congregata
Lineage: Eukaryota; Metazoa; Arthropoda; Insecta; Hymenoptera; Braconidae
Source: the annotation of a GenBank genome assembly
AUUGAAUGGAAAGACCCAUGGCUAGCAAUUUUAUUAGCGUUUCAUGUCGCCGUAACAAUGACUGCCUUGAUGACCAGAAAUCACGCUAACUUCCAGAUUAUAUUAUUUCUAAUUCUUUUACUCUUAGUCUAUUUCUCAGAAAGCAUAAAUGAAGUUGCUGCCAGUAAAUGGAUGUUAUUUUCAAAACAACAAUACUUUGAUUCUAAAGGCCUUUUUAUAUCUAUAGUAUUUUCUGUUCCAAUAUUAAUGAACUGUAUGAUAAUGGUAGCAAGUUGGCUUUAUCAAUCAAGUCAAUUAACAACAAAUUUAAAAAGAGCUCAACUUCGACAGCGAGCGAAGAUACGCCAAACUAUUGAAAACCCGCCUACCACGACCAACAAGUCAAAGGACGAAUAA